Molecule: messenger RNA, 1152 nt
Organism: Chanos chanos (milkfish)
Lineage: Eukaryota; Metazoa; Chordata; Actinopteri; Gonorynchiformes; Chanidae
Gene: ntm
Product: neurotrimin
Exons: 9
Coding region: 1-1152 (383 amino acids)
Source: RefSeq, a predicted model, not a curated record
AUGGGUGUUUGUGAACGCUUUGCUGGGUCUUGGAGGCGAUUUAUUGUCAUAUCGCUUAGACUGCUGUUUCUUCUCCCUGCAGGUUUGCCUGUCCGCAGUCAAGGGGAUUCCCAAACUGACAACAAAGUGAUGGACAAUAUUACUGUCAGACAAGGAGAGACGGUGUUUCUCAGUUGCUCACAGGGUGAUGUGGUGACACACACGGCUUGGUUGAACCGAUCAAGUAUAUUAUAUGCUGGAGAAGAUAAGUGGUCAGUCGAUCCAAGGGUCACUUUGGUCACUCUCAACCAAGAGGAAUUCACCAUCAAGAUUGAAAAUGUGGAAAUGACAGAUGAGGGCCAGUACAUUUGUGCAGUUCAGACUAGUAGCAAGCCAAGAACAACAUCUGUGCACGUCAUUGUACAAGUGCCUCCAAAAAUCACAGAACUCUCAAAGGACUUAGUUGUCAAUGAAGGUGCAAACGUCACCCUGAAAUGCCUGGCAAGUGGUAAACCAGAGCCCUCAGUCAGCUGGAGGUUGCUGUCUCCCUCAGAUGAGAAUAUUGGAUCAGAUGAUGAGUACUUGGAGAUACCCUCUGUCUCGCGACAAAGGGCUGGCACGUAUGAGUGCACAGCAGUGAACGAGGUGGACACAGUUGCCCAGACGGUGGAAUUAAUGGUCAAUUACCCUCCCACAGUACUGGAGGGUAGAGAUGUUGGUGUAACUUUGGGCCAAAGAGGGACACUGGAGUGUGAGGCUGAUGCUAUACCAGAGGCAGAUUUUGAAUGGUACAGAGAUGACAGAAGGAUCUUCAACGGCUUUGAUGGCAUUGAGAUUGAGGAUGCUGGAGGACUUUCAAAGCUGACGUUCUUCAAUGUGACUGAGGCAGACUACGGAAAUUACACGUGUGUCGCCAUCAACAAACUUGGCAGUGCAAACACCAGUAUCCUCCUGUAUGAAGUAAUUCAGCCUACUAGUUCUACACUAUUGCAAGUGGAGACAACAUCUGUUUUACAAAUGACUUCAUCUGUUUUAGCAAAGACAGCCUCAGAAAACAUUGCUAUACUGGAAGGACCUGGAGCAGUGCAAGAUGGCAACAGCGGCUCAACAGCGACAUACGCACCGACCUGCCUACUCCUUAUCAUUACUCUUCAGCUUCUGCUCAAAUUUUGA